Molecule: messenger RNA, 4114 nt
Organism: Hypoxylon fragiforme
Lineage: Eukaryota; Fungi; Ascomycota; Sordariomycetes; Xylariales; Hypoxylaceae
Product: cysteine proteinase
Exons: 4
Coding region: 1-3702 (1233 amino acids)
Biological process (GO): regulation of proteasomal protein catabolic process; proteasome-mediated ubiquitin-dependent protein catabolic process; protein deubiquitination
Molecular function (GO): proteasome binding; cysteine-type deubiquitinase activity
Source: RefSeq, a predicted model, not a curated record
AUGACGUCCCUGUAUGACUUGGCCGAUGUGGCCGAGCUCCGUCAACUACAGUCGGCGGCUAGACAUAAAGUACAGAACGACACGGAUCCUCAACAAGCCCUCACAUCUCCCCGUCUAUUCCGUCAUUUCCUUGGAUGUCGUCUAGAGGAGCUUUGCUUGUCAUCUAAUUGUGGCAGCCAUGAAAUGCUUUUGGUCUCAUCCCAGUCCUUCCGUGAGCAGCACGUGUCCUUCGUGUCCACGGUGUGUGCCCGAUGUCGCUAUCACUUUCACGUGAAAAGCGACUUCCAACAGUCUCGACAAAACGUUGGGGACCAUCUUCAUCACAUGCUACUUCCUUGCCGUACGUCUACUUAUAAUACUGGAUCUGAGAAGGACUCCUACAAUGACACUGUUGGCCAUAUUCGUUACAUCUGCGGAGUAGAUGAAUGCUUCUUCAACAUCGAGAUCUUUAGCAUACUGCCCAGGAUCUCCUUGGAGCAUGUGAUAAAGUUCAGUGACCCGAAACGAACUGCGCGUAACUUGGCAGUUGCCCGGGCUAAUGACCCGGAACGCUAUGUCGACUUUACCGACGCUAUGGCUCGGGCGGACUCCAUACUCCGCACAUACCUCCACGAUGCAUUGCAGAAUAACAGUCAGAAGCAACUGAAAAUUAAUAAACGUAACAAGAGAUUCCUUGUCAGCAUUGGCAAUGACUUUGAAGAUCUUCUCAAAUUUGUCGGGUUCCACGAGGGAGAGGAUGCCGAGACCGGCGAGCCGUGUUGGUUUAUUACCUGUCCAUCCGAUCAACAGAAGCCGACGUUCGUUCGAACCCUGAGAGCUCGUAUGGAAGAUGCUCAAGUAGAGCUUGAUAUUCUCACCGGGUCACACACAAGCCCUGCCUGGGAUUGGCUACUACAGGCCUUUCAAGGAGAUUUCCCAAACUAUGAAGUUGAUAUGGUUUAUACAUCUUCCACCGCGGAGCAAGACUUGGCCUUGUUAGGCUGCCUUGGAGACUAUCAGCCUUUACUGUUCAGUUGGUCGGCUAUAACCCUAGCUAAAUUACGCCCUAGAGACCGUGACUUGUACUUGGAUGCUGGACUCCGCUGCAUUCGUAACCGGAACGAUGAUGCAUCGACCGAAAUCAUCAUAUACAAAUCUCAGUUUGAUGGUGGAACACCUGCCAACAUAAAGCUACAAGAGGCUUUGCAGUUUUUCGGAUCCUCAACGAAAGAUAUUCAGGCAUCUGCAUGGUUUCUGGAGAUGUACUAUGUCAUGGCUAGAUCUAACCCAACCGAUGACUUCAAGGCCAUUGCUCAACAACAUCUUGAGGUUAUCGGCAAUCAUCUAGGAGAAGAUAUUGUGAGCCAAAUCGACCUGGCGGCACUAGCAAAGACAGAAGAUACCGCGUCUAAUAGCUCGGGAAGGAUGAGUAUAUCUUCCGCAGCAAAAGUCCUGAAUGUGGAACCGAACUAUACUGCCGAGAUUAUUCGUGGCUUUGUUGAUCAGUUAGUACAAGAUAUAAGCGUCGAUCGCAAUAAGGUUGUCGAAGCUAUCAUGGUGCUAUCUGAACUCAAGAGCCAGCAGGAUAUGCCGGAAGAAGCAAGAGAACUGAGGCAACUGGCCGAAUUUGUAGGUGCUACUGGAGGGUUACCGUUACUGCCAUCGCAACUUGAAUCAAACUCAGCAACCUCUAUGGACAACCCUCCUGGACUGAGAAACAUCGGCAACACCUGCUAUCUGAAUAGUCUCCUCCAAUAUUUCUACAGCGUCAGGGUUGUGCGUGACCUAGUUCUCAAUUAUGAUCAGGUCAAACUUGAGCUUGACGAGGACGUGGUUCGGCAACGCCGAACGGGUGGGAAUGGUACCACUGUUAGCCUUGAAGAAGCUAUUGUUGCUAGGCAAUUCGUGGAGAUGCUUCAGAGCUUAUUCUCUGAGUUGCAAACGACGAGAGAGUCCGCUGCUCAGCCUUCACAAAAGCUUGCAAAUACCGCACUCUCUUCUGCUAGGGACAUUCUUGAACAAGAAUCCCAGAGCAAACCUCCGCCAUUGCCAGCCCGCCCAUCACCAGCUGCACCGGCCGUUUCAGAAGCAGAUGGUAAUGCAGUUCAGAAAAGACCUGAAGACACGGUUAACAUCACAGUUGAAUCAGUGAACGAAAGCUUAGAAACGGCUAGUUCCCGGAGCUCGCAAACAUUAGUAGACGAAGUUGAGGACACGCCAAUGUCAUACGUCCAAUUAGAAACGGUAGACAAGAAACCAGCUGUUGUCGAGGAAAUAAAAGAUGAUGUAAAAAUGGAUGACUCUGCCGUGCCUUGGUCUCUCGAGGAGAGAAUCGCACAGGUAUCACGUCGACUGGAGCAUUCUGAUCGCUCAGGAACGUCACAACAGGAUGUGGGAGAAAUCAUCGGUAAUAUACUCGAACACUUGAUGCGAGCAAUCCGUGCCGAUGGCCCAAUGCCAGAGAAGCCCGACUUACAAGCCGAUGCCAUUACGAAGACAUUCUUCACCACGAUCGUAAAUUAUACCGUUAAGACGAAGAGGCGGGACUUAACUGACAGACUAGCUUCUGCUUUAGAAGAAAGUCCUUUGAAUGUCGAAAUUGUCCCAGAACGAUGGAUAACGGCAUACCCAGAAGAAGCCGACGUACCCUCGGAAGGAACAGGCAAUAGCUCGGUUAUGAGGUCUAACGUGAAAUGCACGUUAUUCGAAGCUCUAGAUCGAUACUUCUCGUACGAACCGUUCGAUGAUGGUAAUCGCGCUCGGUAUAGUAGCAUCAAGACACUGCCGCCAAUUGUGCAUAUCUGCAUCCAACGUAGCACACCAAAGGGGAAAAACAUGAACCCUGUCAUCAUUCCAGAGAUACUCUUUCUUGAUCGUUACGUGGAUGCCGAGAAGGGAUCGGAUGCUUGGCUUGCUCGCAAAAGGACUUGGGCGAUUAAGGAACGCCUGAAGGAGCUCGGGGGUAAAUCUGCUAACAAUACUCCGAACGCCCCUAUACAAUCUAUAGAGGCGACUGUUGAUCCCAAUACUUCACACAAUAAGGCCACAUAUCCUGACUAUAAAGAGUAUAAUCACACAGAUGCCGAAGAGUUGGCUAAUAUGGCCACAGCAGCACUUGAAGACGCCUCUAAUGAAACUGAUUUACGGCAAGCUUUUGCUGAGGAUGUGAACUUGACCAAAAAGCGAAAGCUUCCAGACUUUCCAGAGUCUGCCCUUUCGAGGAAAAUGAGUAAGGCUCCAUCACCGACAGGCCAUUCGAUCACGGACAAGUUCAGUGACAUUUUGUGGGAGACCCGCAAGCCAUUUGACGAGAUGCAUCAAGAAGAGUUACUUGAGCUACGGCAAAAGGAACAAGCCGCGUUUGAGGGAUUGUCGAAAGAGAAGUACAGCAUUCACGCUGUGAUUUGUCAUCGGGGCGGCACAUCUGCCGGUCAUUAUUGGGUGUGGAUUCGAGAUUUCGAACGCAACAUCUGGUAUCGAUUCAACGACGAGACAGUCACGGAAGAUAGCCGUGGCACAGAAGCUGUUCUGAACGACCUGAACGAGACCGGCGACCCUUACUAUGUUGCCUACGUCCGAGAUGAGAUGAAAGACGAGCUAGUCGAUAUCCCCCCACGUCCCAAGCCUGAGCCCCAGAAUGCUACAGGUGCUAGUGAGGAUAUCGAGAUGAUCGAGGGUGUGGAGUGCGACCCAGUACAAUCGACUGAACCGGUGCGGCCUUAGGGGAAAGUCCGGUUUGCUUUGGAUUAGGAUGGGUGUGAAAUAUCCAAUAUGUUGGCCUCCUUACAUAUACCCCCGAACCAGGUGAUAUUGUCGGCGGAUCAUGACUAUGCGGUUUGCAUUGCGGAGGAGUCUUCGCGAAAUGAAUUUGUGGUACUAGCACAGCACCCCCCAACCCUUGAAUGUGUACUUAGGCAGGCAGACAAGCAAUUAGGCAAAGAGGUACAUGCAUUAGGUAGUUGACGAAAUCAAUCAUAUGGAUCGUGGAUGCAAACUUUCUUGUAGAAGUGUUCUGAAGACUGCAGAUGCUGAAUGAAUAAUUGUUGUUGAUCAUGCCCCUAGGUACUCGAGUCAAGGUAGAUUGCGUAGUAGGUUAGCUAGGUACUCUACCUAGUAGGUACCUAACCUAGGCAGG